Drosophila ananassae is the source of this 2311-nucleotide messenger RNA. RefSeq names its product protein-glucosylgalactosylhydroxylysine glucosidase. Gene Ontology annotation, molecular function: catalytic activity. The record is from RefSeq and is a predicted model, not a curated record. The transcript is spliced from 6 exons. Gene Ontology annotation, biological process: carbohydrate metabolic process. Lineage: Eukaryota; Metazoa; Arthropoda; Insecta; Diptera; Drosophilidae. Bases 55 to 2271 code for a protein of 738 amino acids.
AGAGUAGUGGAAUCAGUACCCCUUGUACCUUUGCCCACAGCGGAUCGCGAAACUAUGAAGAAAAUAGUUAUUUUUGUCGUCAGUUUAUUAAUCUUAAGAGGUUGUUUGGGCGAAGCACCGGACGAAUAUUUGCUACAAACUUACAGUCUUCCGUCCGACUUGAAUUUUAUGCCCACAUUGGGCAACGGACACUUGGGCUAUACUGUCUAUGGCGAUGCCAUUUUUAUGAAUGGGGUUUACAAUGGAGCCGGGGGGAAUAGCAAGCGAGCUAGGAUACCCAACUGGCUGAAUAUUACUGCUCAAAUUUGCGAUCGAUUUGGCUGCACCACCGAGGAGGAUGUGGCAGUGAAUGGAACCAGCUAUGAAAUGAACCUUCGCGAUGGCUACUACCGGUCUCUGACCACUUUCAGAAGCCUGGGAAUCACAUUGGAGCAGAGAACCUAUCCCCACAAGUUCUAUAAUAGGGCUUUGGUCUACGAAGUGGUGGCUUCCAGACUUACCAACAGGAAGGCGAGAGUUAAUUCUCCCCAAUAUUUGAAACUAACUCAACAUCCUGGCAGCUCCAGUGAUGCCUUCCAAUUUGUAGUGAUUAACAAUGGCAGUGCUUCUGGCGGGGAUUAUCGGGUGCUUCGUGGCCAAACAGAGGUCCUGGAGUUUGAGAAAUUCCAGCCCAACCACCAUGAAAUCUUUGUCAUCUUCAGUGAAUCCUUGGAACAGCCUCUGCAGCUGGAGUGGCCCACCUGGCAGGAUCAGUUGACCCACCGCAUUGUCAUAAGCAUGGACAGACAACAGAGUGUGGCCCAAAAGGAGCUCCAGGAUGUGCUGCAAUUGAGCGUCAAGAGUCUUUUUCUCAAACACACCGAGUCCUGGAACCAGUUCUGGGACACUGAGUUCUCCAUCCAACUGAGAGGCGAUGAUGUCCUGGAGCUGUCACAGAUUGUGAAUGCGGGUAUUUUCUAUUUGGCCAGUUCCCUGCCAUCGCUGGAGACCAAUCAGGAGAACGAGCCCUUCUUCGGCCUUAGUCCCACGGGCUUGGGGCGUGGCAAUCUGGAGGCAGACUAUCAGGGUCACAACUUCUGGGAUACAGAGAUCUGGAUGCUGCCGGUGGUCACACAAUUUGGAUACGAGUAUGGGAAACAGGUCCUGGACUAUCGCACCAGGAAACUCGAGGCAGCCAAGUAUCAUGCCUACGCUUCGGGAUACAAAGGAGCCAGAUUUCCUUGGGAGAGUGCCUAUACUGGGACAGAAGUGACGAAUCCCUGUUGUCCCGAGGUGGCCCGCUAUGAGAUCCACAUCUCCCCGGACAUAUCCUUCGCCCUGCAAAAGUUCUUUGCCCAAUCGGCGGACUUCGACUGGACCUGCGACAAGGCCUGGCCCAUUGCCGCCGAAGUGGCCGAGUUCCUCGUGAGCCGAACAGCGUGCGAGGAGCUCAAAGAGGUCUGCCACUUUCUGGGCGUGAUGGGACCCGACGAGGACCAUCCCGAUGUGGAUGACAAUGUUUACACCAAUGCCGUGGCCAAAAUUGCCUUGGACUUUGCCGUGUGGGCUGGUCAGAUGUGUGGAAACUCGAGCACGGAACUCUUCGAAAAGUGGACCAAGGUCAGCAAUCGCCUGGUAAUCCUGCGGAAUGAGGAACUCGAUUACCAUCCCCAGCAUCUGGGCUAUGUUCCAAACACGACUGUAAAGCAAGCAGACACCAUUCUUCUAGGAUUUCCCCUGAACUUCGACACUAGUUCUACCCACCUCAAUGACCUCAAGAUGUAUGCCAAUGUGACCCGAGAAUCCGGGCCUGCCAUGACCUGGUCCAUGUUCGCCGCCAACUAUCUGCACACCGCCGAGUAUUCGCGGGCCCAUGAGUACUUCGAGCGGGGCUACAAGAGCUAUGUGCGCCCAGAGUUCAAGGUUUGGAGUGAGACACCCGUCGGCUACGAGGGAUCGGCCAACUUCCUCACCGGAAUCGGGGGUUUCCUGCAAGCCCUAAUAUUCGGGUACGGUGGCUUGGACUUUGUUCGCAAUGGCAACCGCACUACGAUGGUUAUGAGUGGUUCCAUGACCCCUCCUAAUGUGAACGAAGUGGAGGUCAACUUUAUACGAUAUGGAAUGAAUAAGUGUCAGUGGAUAUUCCGAAACAAAUACUCCGGGAUGAACUGCGGAAAAUCUCUGCAGAGCUUCGAGAUGGUUCAAGGAGGGAAAAGGACCUUAUUGGGCACCUCCUUCAAUUUUUCAGUUUCCAGAGAAGAUCCGCCCAAGUACAUUCAGAUUUUGAGAUAAAUCCAUAAGUGUAUUUGAAUAAAUAUGAAAGAAUUACAUA